ACCAGAGCUCGCCCGCAUCCCUAUGAUAGCCUCUCCCUCUCUCUCUUCCUCCUCCCUGCUGUGCUGGUGGCUGCUCCGUCACGUCCCGUCGCCGCUGCCAUUUGUUGCUGCUUCGCCUCUUCCCCAGACGAGCGCGUGCACUCGAGUACUUGACCUGACCGCACCACAGCGGAGAGGGACCCAGAGCCUUCUCCUCCGCCCUCCCCUUGCUUCCCUUCCACACUAAUCAGUAAUCUCUCCCAGAACAGCCCUGUUCUCCCUCUACAUGGUCGCCUCCGCCCGGCCGGAACACGCCCGUGCAAUCGCAAUCCACGUCCCUCUCUUUUGCUCCGCCGCCGGCGACCAUUGCCCCCGUCGCGAGAUUGGUCGAGGCCAGCUAGCGGCGCCUCCUCCCAUUCCAUUGGUAUGUCCGAGGAGGAUAUGCCCUGUUUCCGUCGAUUCUUGCUCAUGUGUAAUGGGGCGUCUCUGGUCGAUCGGCUCGGCGCAGGGAAUAGGGUUCAACAAGUGUGGAUCCAGCGGCGCCUCGAGUUUGUUCCGUUCCGUCGCAGAUUCUCUCGUCCCUUUUCCGUUUCACCAGCGAUUUUUUCUUGGAAAACACUUUUAUGGUUAAGCGAUGCUCGAAUCUAGACCUCGUUGAUCUUUGUUUUGUUCCGUCGCAGAUUCGCUCACCCUAUUUAUGUUUCAGCAAAAAAAUGGUACUAAAUGUUGUAUUUUGUCGCAUAUUUAUUACUACUAGUAUCAGUUUGGCACUAGCUAGGACAUGAAUCUUGCAUUUUCUCGAGAAAAAAAGAGUAAAUGAAUGAAUCUGUAUGCCUAUGGAGAUAUUUAUGAUAGAGUGUGGAAUUUAUUCACCAUAGAUCAUGCUUUGAGUUUCGCACGUUUUAUGUCGCUAUAUUAUGCACCAUUGUACUAAUUCAUACUCCCUCCAUUCUAAAAUAAGUGUCUUAACUUUGUACUAGCUUUAGUAUAAAAUUGUACUAAGCUUAAGACACUUAUUUUAAGACGGAGGAAGUAUUUGGUUUGUGCAAAUCCAUUUAUAUGUAUAUUCGGCGUUGGAAAAUAGUUGACAAUUUAGUAAUAGUCGAAUCUAGAUCUCGUUGCUCUUUGUUUUAGACAUUUUGAUGCUGUAGAAUUGACUUCAUUAAGGUGUGAAAUGAGAUGUGCUACAACAAAGAUGGCGAGAGCAUGCCAAUCUCAAAGCAUGAACCGAUGCUGGGUUUUGGGGUUGUAUAUGGCUCACCGGCCACCGGGACAGCCAUGUACUAUCCAUUUAGAAUAUUGUUGAUCAGAAAUUCAGAUUUCUUGUUCCAUAUGAAGCAAACCGUUACAAAAUUCUGCUUAGCAGGCAGUUGAAUGUCACAUCAUGAGAUGCUAAGCUACAUGGCUGAAGAUACGCUCAAGGGAGGACCUAAAGGUCGCCGUAGCCAUCCCAUCAGUGAAACUCCAUUUGAGGCAUUCUAUGAUGGCUCAUGGCAUGGAGUUAAUUGUAUAAGGAUCAGGGAUGGCGGGCUGUUCGUUAAAUUUACCUACUCUAGCUCCACAGUCGAGCAUAAUGUGGAUGGGGAUCAUCUGCGCCUACGCUCCAGAAGAGCUACGUACUUUGACUGCUCGCAUGUUCUCAAGCCGGGUGUUGAUAUUUGUGUGCAAUCGUCUCAUCUACUGCAAGGAAGUCCGACUGGGGAAAUGAAAUCUUCGAUGUUACUGUGUCAUGAUGCAAGGCUCAUCACAAUCAAGAGAAAUCAUAUUGAAGAUCAGUGUCUCUGCUUGUUUGUUAUUAUGCUCUACAAGAAUCAGUAUCCUGACAAUACAGAAAAUGGAGACGUGAUAUCUGAUAGAAGAGAACAUGUGGUGACCCUAAACAAUAUCUUGCUCUUGCAAAAGCUCCAACCUAAGGAGAUCCAUGAGGGAAGUGUACAAUGGAGCUACGCGGAGGAUUGUCUCUCUCACAAUAGAAGCAAGCUGUUAAGUGCUAGAUUCUCCCAAGAAAUUGCACAUCUCAUAGUUUUGUCUAUCCUGAAUGGAAUGGAGUUCAGCAUCAAGUUGGUAAAACGAAACAUCAUCUAUAGAAUCAUCACAGGAGGCCGAGCGCAUUGCAAUCUUGGUUCCACGAGCACACCUCCAGGCUUUGGCAACAGCAUGGAGAUAGUUUCAUUCCAACUGCGCAAUGAGGCUUUAUGCCCAAUUAUCAGGAAUAUCCCGGUCACUCAUGCAAACAAACACAAUCUCACAGAAGACAUGAGAUUCACUAUGAAGACCGAAUUGGAUGGUCAAUUGGAAGACAGGAGAUUUACAGUCAAGACUGAGUUGGAUGGUCUAUUAGAUGUUUUCUCGUAUGAAGAAGUGGAUUUGAGGCGUUCAAAGCGUCAGAAAACUCAAGCAGAGCGCUUUACUACCUAUGACAUGCCUAAUUUCGGACGUGACAGGUGGAAGAGACGUGAUGCGUCGUCCAGCAAGCAUUGCAAUUCAGCAAGAGCUUCACGUCGAGAUUCACCAGUUGAAGUAGAAUCAACUUAUGCAGAGGUCCCAGUGAAUAUCACACGGAAACAAACAAGUGCAACUGCUUUCGUGGUCAAGGAAAACCCAAACUCCGCAGAAGGGAAGCAUAAGAGCACAGCAAGGAUAACUCCUGUUAAGGAAAAACCCAGCUCUGUGGAAGUGAAGGAGGAGAGCACAGUUGAAGAAAGAUCUUCGGAUCCUCAUGUUCCACGGACACCUGCAAAGAGCAGGGAGAAGAAUCUUCACCUCCCUUUAUCUCUUCGGCGCAAGUCAUUUACUUCAUCACGCAGCCUAAAUGGCAAUUCUGAGCCAGCAUUUGGUCGGAAAAGAAAGGAACGCAUGUGCGAAAGAGAAUACAAGAAAAUGGUAAACCAAUGCAUAGGAAACAUCCAGACUGAAAUGGACAGGGACUUUGAGUUUUAUCUAGGUGUUCCGAUGAUGAGUUACGAUCAGGGUUUUCACGGAGAAGUGAAUUUUACAUGGCCAGCUUCUGCUGACAGUGACAGUCAAGAAGAGAAGGAUGGUCUUGAGGAAUUUUGGAAAGAAAUGGACCACUCAUUGACCACAAUAGCGCUUGAGAAAAAUCAGGACUCACAUUCAGAAGCAGUUCAUGAAGCCACUGCUGAUUUAGGUAAAAGUGAAGAAAAUCCAUGUGAUCAUGACUGCAUACUGGAUGAGGAGCUUGGACUGGUGUGCAGAUUAUGCAAUGUUGUAUGUGUGGAGAUAAAGCAUAUCUUUCCGCAAAUGGCCAAUGGUAAUGGCUAUAACAAGGAGAGACCUGGAUGCCGCAAUUUUGAUCAUGAUGAUCUUGUACUUGAUCCUUCUCUUCUUGCAAUCUUGGGACCAGAGUUUUCAGAACUGAGGGGCUCCGGGAACCUGUGGAGUUUAAUACCCGAUCUUGAGCCUAAAUUACUUCCUCACCAAAGGAAUGCAUUCGAAUUCAUUUGGAAAAACUUGGCGGGAUCGCUGCAACUCGAGGAAAUGGAUAAUCCAACAGCCAGUACUGGUGGCUGUGUGGUUGCACAUACUCCUGGAUCGGGGAAAACUCUGCUGCUGAUCUCAUUUCUUGUCAGUUACUUAAAAGUUCACCCAAGAAGCCGGCCAUUGGUGCUUACUCCAAAAUCUGCUAUCCAUACAUGGAUGAGAGAAUUUGAGAAAUGGGGCAUUUCAGUUCCUCUGCAUCUGCUUCAUCAGGCUGACAGAAGAGGCAAGCCAAUGUGGCCUAUUGAUCCUAGGCUGCAGGCAAUUUUAAGCAAUUUUCGCCGGCCGAGCUGGAAAAACAUUUGCCUUGUGGAUCGGCUGGACAAGUUAUGCAAGUGGCAUGAGCGUCCAAGUGUUCUCCUCAUGACAUACUCAUCUUUCUUACGACUGGCGAAAGAAGACUCAAGAAUGCCUCAGCGAGCAUUCAUGGCGCAAGUCCUGAUCAACAACCCUGGGUUGUUGAUCCUCGACGAGGGACACAACCCGAGGAGCAACAAAUCCAAGUUGAGGAGGGUGCUGAUGAAGGUGAAGACAGAGUUUAGAAUCCUCAUGUCUGGUACAGUCUUCCAGAAUAACUUUGAAGAGUAUUUCAACACCCUAUCUCUGGCCAGACCUCGGUUUGUCGACGAUGUUAUGACCGCGCUUGUCCCGGAAAGGAAGAAGGAAACAAGCGGCAGGAGAGCUAAACAUAGAGAAGCAGUGGCAAGGCGAAUCUUCGUGGACAGAGUUGGGCAAAUGAUCGAGUCUAGCAACAACUGGGACCGGGCAGGUGGUAUCAGUUUGUUAAACAAGCUUACAUGUGGGUUCAUCGAUUCAUUCGAAGGGUCAAAGCUAAGAAGCCUUCCAGGGAUACAUGUAUAUACACUUUUCAUGAAACCCACUGAAAUUCAGGGUGAUAUACUUUCAAAAAUAUCGAUGGCAACGUCAUGCGGUGGCCGUUACCUUCUCGAGGUUCAGCUGCUCAUCACCAUUGCUUCUAUCCAUCCAUGGCUUAUAAAAACAACCAAAUGUUCUAGCACUUACUUCACUCCAGAAGAAGUGCAUGAGGUUGACAGGUACAAGAGGGACUUUGCUGUCGGUUGCAAGGCGAAGUUUGUCAUCGAUCUGCUGCACAAGUCGUCGUACAGGGGGGAGAGGGUGCUGAUAUUCUGCCACAAUGUAUCGCCCAUAAGCUUUCUUGUCGAGUUGAUCGAGAAUGUGUUUGGAUGGCGCCUCGGGGAGGAAGUCCUGGUGCUCCAAGGCGAUCAAGAGCUGCCCGUCCGCUCCGAUGUCAUUGACAAAUUCAACACCGACAGUCAAGGGAAGAGGAAGGUCCUUAUUGCUUCGACAACGGCGUGCGCCGAGGGUAUCAGCUUGACAGGCGCGUCGAGGUUGGUCAUGCUGGAUUCAGAGUGGAACCACUCCAAGACCAGGCAGGCGAUCGCGCGGGCGUUCAGGCCUGGACAGGAGAGGACCGUGUAUGUCUACCUUCUGGUUGCAUAUGGUACAUGGGAGGAGGAUAAGUAUAAUAGUAACAGAAGGAAGGCUUGGAUGGCGAAGAUGGUCUUCCACGGGCGCUAUUUCGAUGAUCCACUACAAAACGCGGUGACUGCUAUUGAUGAUGAUCUUCUCAAGGAGCUUGCUGAUGAAGAUAAGAGCAAAACCUUCCAUAUGAUAGUUAAGCAGGACUGACCGACCAGAAGGAUGCUCUAUCUCUCGUGUCCCUCUCUCCUAUCCUGCAUGGCUAUUUUGUUCGUCUGGUGUGUAGACCUGCGCCGUAUCGUUUAUGUGAGACCGCUUGUAUAUAUAGCAUAUGUCGACAUGCUCUAAUCUAAUGUGAACUUCUCUGGUAUUUUGUAA
This is a messenger RNA of Hordeum vulgare subsp. vulgare (domesticated barley), 5316 nucleotides long. Its product is annotated as SNF2 domain-containing protein CLASSY 2-like. Gene Ontology annotation, molecular function: ATP binding; ATP-dependent chromatin remodeler activity. The transcript is spliced from 5 exons. Bases 1354 to 5148 code for a protein of 1264 amino acids. The record is from RefSeq and is a predicted model, not a curated record. NCBI's taxonomy places the organism in Eukaryota, Viridiplantae, Streptophyta, Magnoliopsida, Poales, Poaceae. Gene Ontology annotation, biological process: gene silencing by siRNA-directed DNA methylation.